Pocillopora meandrina is the source of this 3666-nucleotide messenger RNA. The record is from the annotation of a GenBank genome assembly. NCBI's taxonomy places the organism in Eukaryota, Metazoa, Cnidaria, Anthozoa, Scleractinia, Pocilloporidae.
AUAGAUAUCGUUUUAAUGAAGGACUUGAUACACAAGAUCAAAAAAAUGAUUAUCACGUGCAGAAGGGUCACCUUGCAAACUUCUCUCAGGGGUAGGGCGGGAUUUGUAAAGGCUCAUUCACGCGCGACUCAAUCAGCGUUGUCAAUAUUUGCUUUAAAUCUCGGCUUUACCGCCUACCGGAUUUAGAUAGGUUGACAGUAAAUUAACCUGAUUAAAAUUCUUGUAAUUCGUCUUGUAGCGGGUCUUCUAAAAUCAUCUAAUCAGGCCUAAGAGCAAGGCAUCUUUCACAAGAUUUGUGAGAAUAGUGAAUGAUAAGUGUGCAUCAAAAUUUGCAUGUGAUUUAGACCAUAACAGAUCUUUGAUGACGCAUCAUGCCUCAGCACGCAAUAGGUGACAGUGCAUGAUGCCUGACGUGACAAAAAGCUGCUAGUAUUGUGUCAAAGUGUGCGUGUAACUUUUCAUCACAGAUUAAGCUUCGGACCUUUACUCCACAAACGGUUUUCGACAAUGAGUUUUCAACCGAACGGAGUUGAGUUUUUAGACGUGUCUAUCGAAGCCGACUUUAAUAAGCCGCAUUCGCCCAGAAUUAAUCUUAAAGACAUGGAUAAGAUGUCAAAUGGAGGGAAAGACGAAGCAAACCAGUCAACCAAGAAAGAGUUGAGUGCUAUUAAGAAGAUUUGUAUGAUUGCCAAGUUACAAUGUAUAUUCCUCCCAAUGAAGUUGUUCGGUUUGUACUAUCAAGACGUGAGGGGUACUUGUUCAGGAGAAUUUGUCGCAUAUGGAGGGAAAUCGGCAUUUUUGAUGCGUUCGUACCAGUUCGUGGUGAUCGCGAUUUUGUGGAUGAACUUCGGCAAGACGCUAGCAUCGUUCUGGGUCGGUAAUAAUCUUGGUACAAUGAUACUUCCAGCCUUUCUUUGGUUUUUACAAACAGCUCUCCAAGCCUCGAUCUGUUUCUUCACCAUGAACUUGAGAUCUAGGAAGUCCGCCUUGAAAAGUUUGUUGUUGUAUUGGAAUUCCCAGCCGAACUUUCACGAACUUGUCGUCGAGUCGUACAUGAUAAAAUGCGUGAAACGAACGACGAUGGUCGCGUAUUUAUUAAUGUUGAUGAACACAGUGCUGUAUGGCUUAAUCCUGUUUUCUUCGGAAUCCCUUAUACCAGUGGCACAAGCUAUGGUUUCACCCCUUCCUGUUACAAGCACAGCGGCCAAGGUAUUUUUCUUCAUUGUGGCUAUUUACAGUUCAGCUGCUUGGUUGAUGCCUUUCGCCAUUUUCUCCGCCGUCUGCCUAACUUUAAUCCAUCAAUGCCGCCGUCUGAGGAAGACCCUGCGUUUGACUGCCUCCGCCAGUGAAGUGAGAAGAGUGAAGAUCUUGAGGGGACAACAUUCCUCGUUGUGUGGCUCCGUUAGAAAAGUGGACAACUUGUUUAAGUUCUUGACCCUGGUUGUUUAUGUCACGAACAUCCCGUUGCUCUGCUUCCUCUUUUACAACCUGAUUUUCGUCAAGACUGACAAUGUCUUAACCAAAGUGACUUUAUCGUUUUGGUUUAUUAUUGUUGCUUGCAUCAUGAUAGGAGUUUCCUUCCUGGGUGCACAGUUAAAUAGCUGGGUGAGUGAUGAAGAUUUGACUGGCCUUAGACUGUUUUUGUUGCGCUGCAUGCCAGAACACGUGAUCGCUAGAGUUAUUGACUUCACAUUACUAAGGGACCAGCGAUCAUUUAUCACCGAGGAGGGAUGGGUUGGAUAAUUGUUUUUUUUUAACAGAGGAGGGGGGGGGGGAAUUCAGUCAACGCCAAAAAAGUAUAAAGGGUGGACUGACUUCUAAUUAACUGCCAACGUGGGGAUAAGAAUUUUACAGAACUUUAGGGGGGGGUCAGGUAAAUGCUAUUGUCACGCAGCCAAAUUUCUGUGAGCCCCCACCCUCCCCCCCCACAGGCGAUAAUUACUGAUCGGUCCUCUACUGCCAAUAGUAGAGGUACUAUAUAUAAGCCUGAGAUGAAGGUGGAGUCAAAAUAUUUGGGCAACCUCUCUUGCUUUAACUAGUAAAUAUACGGAGCGCACACGGAACGAAAAAUAAGUUUACUCGAUGAAAGUAAUCGAGGACAUUAACAAAUAAUAUAUUUAAUUUUUGUUUCCUUUGUGGACAGAUUCAUUCCUUUACAGAAGUUGUGCAGAAAGUUCAAAUAUCAAAUGUUGAUCUGGAUACACAUACGGAGGUUUGUUGUGACACGUUGUUGUGAUGUUUUUCUAAAGAGGAAAAGGUUACCUGUGCCACAUUAGAAUUAAUUACCUUUGUCUUCAGUGUGCAAUUGACACUUAUUUAAUAAAGCUUUCGUCUGAUUAUCACGAAAGCCAUUUAGAACUAAAAAUAAGAUAAAAACAAACAAGCAAACACACUUCAUGGAACGUGUAACAGCGGUGACCAAGUCACGAUUCAGGCAAAUUUGCAUUUGAUUAAUUGUGGCACGCAGUUUUUAGACCAGUCAGAAAACGUGGUGAAGUAAAAUCAAUACAGUCUUGGAAUGCUUCCAAGUUUCGAGUGAAAAUUGCUUCACUGUUGAGAAGUCAUUGUGUUGCCGUCCAUUUUCUUCGACUGAUAAGACCUAAUGAACCGUGAUCUGGCAGUAAAUAGUCAUUAAUACCAAGUUCUCUCUUCUUCUUCAGUUGAUGUUGUUCCUGGCGAAGUUAGGCGGAGAUCCCGUGGCAAUUACAGCAGGAGGACUGGUACCAAUCACAAAACCGCUGAUUGUUACGGUAAUGAAUCCCUGAAUCUUACCACCAAGUGUUACCAGUGCUCCUUUGAUAAGUGUCAUCAUGUUGUUGUAUACUCUAGUCCCCAAGCGCUCUCGGCUGGUCAAAUUUGAACCCGAUUGUAGGGUGCGUCCUCACGGAGAGACUCCCCUUCCCAGACUUCGUUAGGACAACGAUGCAAGAGUGAACUCUCGGGGCUAAGGCUGAGGCCGGGUCGGUCUGACGUUCGUUAAAGAUAGAUUAACGAUUCUCUUCAUAAAUCAUAGUCAGCCGGCUCUGUUUCAAUGAUGGGACGUCAAACCAAGGCCUACAAUUACUUAGAAAUAAUAUCAUCAGGGUACGCACAGGAGGUUGACAGAGGUAAUUUGUUUUUCCAAAUGUUAAACAACGCCUUUUGCUGAUUUUCUUCAGGUAACUGGCGUGGUCAUCACAUAUUUCGCCCUUCUGUAUGAGCUUAGAUGAAACGUCUUCGUGUGUAAACAGCCUACAGAACAGAAGUCUUUUCAGUUCGUGUAUCCAGGAGAGUGGAGGCGAGAGCGAAGCAGUGAGUCGUUCGUGGAGGGGAGUAACAUUAAACCACAAUGAAAUUUUUCGUUCGGACUCCUCUUCUCGCGCGUGAUUCGCCCUUUGCAUGAUCUCCUCCUCAUCGCCUCGCGAUUGACUCUGCUUGCAAUAGUAUUGGAAAUAUUUCAAAAAGGAAGAGACAGAUCUGUAGUUGUUAGCACUAACCAAUCAAACUUGAAGAAUAAUGAUGACUCCAACCAAUCAUUUCACUUUGUUUAACUAAAAUGUGCGGACUUAGUAAGUUUACUAACGAGACGGGUCAGUCUACUAUUUUUAGUCGUAGGUACUAAAAACAAAUUGCACUUCUCUGAUGAAAUAUUCUGGAUAACAGUGUGGCAUGGUAAUUCAAUUGAAC